Molecule: messenger RNA, 441 nt
Organism: Linum tenue
Lineage: Eukaryota; Viridiplantae; Streptophyta; Magnoliopsida; Malpighiales; Linaceae
Source: the annotation of a GenBank genome assembly
AUGCUGCAUCGGGCGAGAUUUGUUCUAAAGAAUUGGCUGCUCCAUAGCGAUAGUUCCUGCUUAUCUGGUAGAGUAAACGCUUGUUUGUUUCUUUCCUGUCUGCGGCUAUUCUCCAGCGACCCAACUGCUCCAGUCCCUUUCGCUGUGUUUUACCUCAUAAACGAAUGCGGGGUUCGUCCUGAAUCUACUGCUUCUGCUGGUAAGUACAUCCAUUUCGAAACCCCAGAGAGAGCUGAUGUAGUCCUGGGCUUUUUCAGGAACCUGGGUUUCACGGAUUCCCAAUUGCCUAAGGUUUUCGGUAGGCACCCCCGGCUCCUAGUGUCUGAUCCUGAUCAUCACACUUCAUUCCCAGGAUUAGGUUUUUGGAAUCCAACGGCUUCUCAACCUCCGACAUUGCUCAAAUCUUGCUUAGAACUCCCGAGAUACUUCACGCCAUCAUAG